Exaiptasia diaphana is the source of this 2007-nucleotide messenger RNA. Its product is annotated as N6-adenosine-methyltransferase non-catalytic subunit. NCBI's taxonomy places the organism in Eukaryota, Metazoa, Cnidaria, Anthozoa, Actiniaria, Aiptasiidae. Gene Ontology annotation, molecular function: mRNA binding. Bases 69 to 1472 code for a protein of 467 amino acids. Gene Ontology annotation, cellular component: nucleus; RNA N6-methyladenosine methyltransferase complex. The transcript is spliced from 11 exons. The record is from RefSeq and is a predicted model, not a curated record.
UUGAGUUCUAGAAAACUUUUACGAGGAAAGCUUUGAAUUGAAAUUACUAAAGACACGAUUUUGCGAUUAUGGGAGAUAGGUUAAAGGAAAUCAGAGAGAGAUCAAAGCUGAGAAGGCAAUUAUUAGCCCAGCAGCUUGGAGCAUCUGGUGCAGAUAGUAUUGGGGAACUACUUGGUAGCAAAAGUGAACUAGAGCAGAAAAAAUUACAAUCAAAGGCUGAGCCUACAGAUCAGAAUGACAGCAGUCAACCUCCAGCGAAACGAAAAGCCGAAGAAUGCAGCGAAUUGCCAGGAAUUCGUGCUGGACCAGUAAAGGUUGUGCAGUCAAAGGAUGUUGAGGAAGAGGGUGUUGAUGAUGAAUAUGAAACUGUGGAAGAGGAGUACAAAGACUCUAGUCAUUUUCUAAAGGGAACCCAGAGUGCAAAUCCACAUAACGACUACUGUCAACAUUUUGUUGAUACUGGACAAAGACCUCAUAACUUUAUCAGAGAUGUUGGUCUAGCUGAUAGAUUUGAAGAAUAUCCUAAAUUACGAGAGCUUAUCAGACUUAAAGAUGAGAUAAUCGCUAAAAGAGCUACACCUCCAAUGUAUCUGAGGGCUGACCUUAUGACUUAUGAUGUUGCUGAACUGGACUGCAAGUUUGACGUGAUUUUAAUUGACCCCCCUCUAGAGGAAUACCAGAGAAGAGAUGCUGGAGUCUCAUUUAACUGGAAACCUUGGAGCUGGGAUGAGAUAAUGAAACUGGACGUAGAGGAGGUAGCUGCACAACGGUCUUUUAUCUUUCUAUGGUGUGGCUCCCAUGAGGGACUGACUGAAGGUAGAAAGUGUUUAAAGAAGUGGGGGUUUCGUCGCUGCGAGGACAUAUGUUGGAUCAAAACGAAUAAAACCAACCCAGGGAAUGUCAAGUAUCUCGAACCUAAUGCGAUAUUUCAGCACACAAAAGAACACUGUUUAAUGGGUAUUAAAGGGACAGUUAGAAGAAGUACAGAUGGUGACUUUAUACAUGCGAAUGUUGAUAUUGAUCUUAUUAUUACAGAAGAGCCACCCGGAGGAAGCUUAGAAAAACCAACGGAAAUAUUUCACAUUGCUGAACAUUUUUGUCUUGGAAGAAGACGAUUGCAUUUGUUUGGAGACGAUAGUACACUUCGGCCAGGAUGGUUAACCGUUGGCCCAAAUUUAACCAGCUCAAACUUUUCAAGCGAGACUUACAAAUCAUACUUUACUAACGGCUCAGAUGACUAUCUCGUCGGCUCAACAUCUGAAAUCGAGUCUCUACGGCCUAAAUCCCCGGUAGGAAAAAACAAGGGAGGUGAAAACUCCGGUAGGGGCGGAAACACACGUGGAGGUUCGAGAGGCGGAAUGUCCGGUAGGGGUGGACCUCGUGGUGGACUGCGAGGUGGUCCCGGAGGGCGUGGCAUGAAUAGAGGUGGUGGUUAUCAAGGGAAYGGGCGUGGCUUUCAACAAAGAAUGUAAUCUUUUGUAUCUAGUUGCUAUGGAAAUAUCUAUUGACGUCAUACCGUUGUAAAUAAUCGCUAUGGAAAURUCCACUGACGUCAUUUUAUUGUGGCAAGUUACUAUGGAAAUAUUCCUUGAURUCAMAUCUGUGAGYAGAUGCCACGGUCGAUUUAUCAGAGGUUUUGUAACUCACGCAAAUAAAACCUCGAUAUUACGAGCGCCCGUUUUGCAACUCAAACGUCAUAUGAAGGCUUUGAGCCCGUUAAAAACAACUAUUAUAUCUCAGUUAUCUCGGAUGAUKCAGUCAACAAUUUUCUUAAAAUUGUACAUUGAGUGUUCAACUUGGAAUUGAAUAAUUUAACUCAAAAUUUGAAAUGCUUUUAUUACUAUGCCUACUUGACUUACAAUUUAUCGCUGAUUUUUACCAAAAAACAAUUACAUCUAUGCUUUAAGCUACAUAUUUACUACAUUUGUAUUAAAAAUCAUAAAAURCGGAAGGAAUUUCUCCGUCCCACAAAUGGUCUUUUCGAAUUAUCGCUCAGUCCUCCUUCGC